GGUUUGCAUCACAUUAAUGAUCCACCACGUCCACUCAGGCUGGUGACUCGGACAAGACUACAUGGCACCAACAUCAUGCUCCCUAUGUCGUGACGCUAAGGCGAUUCUGAAACGCCCUAAGACCGGGCAGCAGAUAUGCAAGAAUUGCUUCUUCUUCGUCUUUGAAACAGAAGUCCAUCAUACAAUUACAGAAUCAGAGCUGUUCAAGCCAGGCGAUCGAGUCGCAAUCGGUGCUUCAGGCGGGAAAGAUUCGACCGUCCUUGCGUACGUUAUGAAGACAUUGAAUGAACGGUACAAUUAUGGCCUCGAUUUAUUUCUCUUGUCCAUCGAUGAAGGGAUCACAGGUUACAGAGAUGACUCUUUAGAAACAGUUAAACGGAAUCAGCAACAAUAUGACAUGCCCCUAAAGAUACUCUCAUAUGAUGAACUUUAUGGCUGGACUAUGGACAAAAUAGUUGCACAAAUAGGAAAGAAAAACAACUGCACCUUUUGCGGCGUCUUUCGCAGGCAAGCGCUUGACAGGGGCGCAGCUAGUUUGAAUGUUGAUAAUAUCGUCACUGGACACAACGCAGAUGACAUUGCGGAGACUGUCCUCAUGAAUAUCAUGCGUGGUGACAUUGCUCGACUUGGGCGGUGUACUUCAAUUUGUACCCAGGGAGAGGAUACAAUUAAACGAUCCAAGCCUUUCAAGUACGCAUACGAGAAGGAAAUCGUCAUGUAUGCCUACUUCAAAAAACUGGAUUAUUUUUCAACAGAGUGUAUAUAUUCACCCGAUGCCUAUCGAGGACACGCACGGACGUUUUUGAAAGAUUUAGAAGCUGCUAGACCCAGUGCCAUCAUAGAUAUCAUUCACUCUGGGGAAGCAUUUGAAGUCAAGGAAGAAGUAAAGGCAGCUCAAAAGGCCCAGCAAACAUGCAAAAGAUGUGGGUACAUGUCUAGUAAUGAUCUUUGCAAGGCAUGUACACUGCUGGAAGGUUUGGAGAGGGGCAUGGCGAGCUCCGUCACAACUGACCGUGAUCGCAAGAAGAUGGAGGCCAUGGGCCCUGCACCGGAUAAUAUACGAACAAUCCCGUUGUUUCGUUCGACACCAACAAUUGCAGUGGAGGUACCUUCGCAAUCUUGAGUGGGCAGUGGCUCCAAAUUUAUUCGCCUAAUAUAAUACUAUCACAAUCACUAAUAAUGCGCUCGAUCAUAACACAUGUCGAAGAGCUAGGUAUAAUUAUCGACCAGAUAUCUCUGAUGGAGGUCGUCAAGAAGGUACUGGGCGUCCCUCUGCUUCACAAAAUGUCGUGAAAAGACGUUCGCAGUGAUCCAAGAGGUCAUCACACUGCUUG
This is a messenger RNA of Suillus clintonianus, 1334 nucleotides long. RefSeq lists its product as uncharacterized. Gene Ontology annotation, molecular function: tRNA binding. Lineage: Eukaryota; Fungi; Basidiomycota; Agaricomycetes; Boletales; Suillaceae. The record is from RefSeq and is a predicted model, not a curated record. The transcript is spliced from 7 exons. Bases 62 to 1123 code for a protein of 353 amino acids. Gene Ontology annotation, cellular component: cytosolic tRNA wobble base thiouridylase complex; mitochondrion. Gene Ontology annotation, biological process: tRNA wobble position uridine thiolation.